Messenger RNA from Stegodyphus dumicola, 562 nucleotides. RefSeq names its product histone H2B. Gene Ontology annotation, molecular function: protein heterodimerization activity; structural constituent of chromatin; DNA binding. The record is from RefSeq and is a predicted model, not a curated record. Gene Ontology annotation, cellular component: nucleosome. NCBI's taxonomy places the organism in Eukaryota, Metazoa, Arthropoda, Arachnida, Araneae, Eresidae.
CAGCACGGUGUGGCCGUUGACAGGGUUAAUUUGACAACAAAAUAAUAUGUUACAUCAUGAUGUUUGUGAUUGGUUGAAAAGGAAAACGGCCAAAAUGCAUAAAUACGGCCUUUCAGGUGUGAUUCAUCUCAUUCGUAGAAUUUGAAAAUGCCUCCCCAAGCAUCUGGAAAAGCUGUUAAGAAAGCUGGAAAGGCCCAGAAAGCUGUUCGAGCUGGUGACAAGAAAAAGAGGAAGAAGCGAAGGAAGGAAUCUUUUGCUAUUUACAUCUACAAAGUUUUGAAACAGGUUCAUCCUGACACUGGUAUUUCGAGCAAGGCAAUGUCAAUUAUGAAUUCUUUUGUUAAUGACAUCUUUGAGAGAAUUGCAGCAGAAUCUUCUCGUUUAGCUCAUUACAAUAAGAGGAGCACCAUCACUAGCCGAGAAAUUCAAACUGCAGUGCGACUGUUGCUGCCUGGUGAAUUGGCAAAACAUGCUGUUUCAGAAGGUACCAAAGCUGUCACCAAGUACACCAGCUCGAAGUAAAUUUUCAAAGCUUUCAGCAUAAAAAAAAAAAAAAAAAAAA